Molecule: messenger RNA, 352 nt
Organism: Hibiscus syriacus
Lineage: Eukaryota; Viridiplantae; Streptophyta; Magnoliopsida; Malvales; Malvaceae
Product: receptor-like cytoplasmic kinase 176
Exons: 3
Coding region: 3-344 (113 amino acids)
Source: RefSeq, a predicted model, not a curated record
UAAUGGAUCCUUUAGACCAUGAAACAAUGGAACUGGUGAAAAGCGAUGUCCUAUCAUUCGGAGUUCUGCUAUUGAGACUGUUUUGCCGAACAUCGGCGCCCGAGGACGACAAGAGCUUAAUCGAGUGGGCCCGGCCUUUGAUGCUGAAAAGAAAAUUCUAUGAGCUGUUGGAGGAAGACUCAGAGUGCUCGGACAUGCAUGGAAUUUACAGAGUCAUGGCUGCUGCAACUGCUUGUACAAGGACCAAGCCAAUUUCUAGACCCUAUAUGACUCAGGUAAUCAGCCUUCUUAAAGGAGAGCAUUUCUGUAACAUGCAAUCGUCUCCAUCGGACAGCAGCACGUAAAGAGGAAC